AUGGUAGAAUUCAAGGGUGGCUUUAAUUCUUUCUUGCUUCUUGUAUUUUUUCUUUCAUUUAACAUUGUUCUCUUUGUUCACGGCCAACCAUUGUCCGUAGUCAGUGACUAUGGAGGAAACACUAGCCAAAUCCAAACCUACAUCGUCCACGUAUCGAAGCCAAAAGGCUCAAAUUUCUUGGGCGCCGAGGAUUUAGAAAAUUGGCACAAGUCCUUUCUGCCCAACUCUACUCUAGACACAGGUGAACCACGGUUGCUUUACUCAUAUAAAGAAGCAAUUGGCGGGUUUGCAGCAAGAUUGACACCUGAAGAGGUGAGAGCCAUGAAGAAGAUGGAAGGAUUUCUAAGGGCGAAUCCAAGCCAACGGUUCGAGCUCCAAAGUACGUACACUCAUAACUUCCUAAACUUGAGCACGUUAUUUGGAGCUUGGUCCACAAGCAACUCUUUUUUUGGUGAGGGCAUCAUCAUAGGAGUGUUGGAUAUGGGGAUUCACUUGCCCCAUCCUUCUUUUGAUGAUGAAGGAAUGCCACCACGCCCAAAAGGAUGGAAUGCAAGUUGUAACUUUCAAAGGCCAUCUUGCAAUAAUAAGGUCAUUGGCGCCCAAACUUUCAAAUAUGGCCCUAGUACCAUUCCACCAAUUGACAAAGAUCAAGGUCAUGGUACACAUGUGGCUGGCAUUGCAGCAGGAAACUUUGUGGAUAAUGCGGAAGUCCUCGACCAAGCUCUUGGAAGAGCUGCAGGGAUGGCGCCAAAAGCAUUCAUAUCAGUGUACAAGGUGUGUUGGAUAGAUAUAGGUUGUGAUUCAAUUGAUGUCAUAGCAGGAAUAGACCAAGCAAUUCAAGAUGGGGUGCAUAUCCUCCAAAUGUCGAUUGGGCCAAAACCUCCAUUGCCAGAUUCAUUUGGAAUGGAUGAUGUUGCUAUUGGCACAUAUGCGGCGAUGCAAAAGGGGAUCUUUCCUUGCGUAACUGCUGGCAACUAUGGCCCAAGCCAAGAGACAUUGGGUCGUGCUGCUCCAUGGGAUAUGGUUGUCGGUGCAACCACCACAGAUCGAAGAAUAAGAGCAACUGUGACACUCGGCAAUGGGCAAGAAUUCCAUGGAGAAACUGCCUAUCUAUCCAACACAGUUAUUGACAAGUUUCUUCCCCUUGUAUUUCCAGGCAGCGGUGGGCAAAGUGACCAAAUGACUUGCCAGAACAAUUCAUUAAAUGAAAUCAACAUUAGGGGAAAGAUUGUGAUGUGCUAUGUAGGACGCGGUACAGAAAACAUUAAAAAAGGUGAUGCCGUCAAGAAUGCUGGAGGCGCUGGUAUGAUCAUUAUGAACUUUUUACCUAAUGGAUUCACAACAUAUUCAACCCCUCAUAAUCUUCCAGUAUCACAUGUGAGCCAUAUUGAUGCCCUUCAAAUUGAAGAUUAUUUUGCUACAAACUCUGAACCAACAGCAAAGAUCACCUUCGGUGGCACUAUAUUUGGAGUUCGGCCAUCUCCAGCAUUAGCCGCGUUCUCAUCAAGAGGCCCGGCCAAGUAUAAUGGGAACAUUGUGAAACCAGAUGUCACCGCACCUGGAGUGAAUAUUCUAUCUGCAUGGCCAGUGGAAGUUGGGCCCUUCCCGUCCGGUCUAAAAACAAAGACAUUCAACUUUAUGAGUGGCACAUCUAUGGCCGCAUCUCAUGUUUCUGGAAUUGUGGCUCUUAUUAUGAGCAAGUUAAAGAACGACAACAAGCGCAAAUGGUCAACUUCAGAAAUCCAAUCAGCACUCAUCACCACAGCCAACACAUUCGACUUAGAUGGAAAACCAAUGUUCGAUGAAGCAACUUAUAGAAAUAGUGCCAACAUUCUCCAACGAGGUGCAGGGCAAGUCAAUGCAACAAAUGCCAUGGAUCCGGGUCUCGUUUAUAACAUCGAAUCGGAUGAUUAUGUUGCCUAUCUUUGUGGAAUUUUUUCUAAUAACAGCACAGUGGUGCAAUACUUCACCCAAAAUUACACCCAGGACUGUACUAGAUCCAUCUCUGGUGAUCAACUCAAUUAUCCUUCCAUAGGUGUGCCAAUCGGAUCAAACUCAUCGAGGAUCACAGUCAGUAGAACAUUGACAAACGUGGGUGAUGCAAGGGAAAUCUAUAAUGCCAAGAUCAUAGAACCACCAAGUGUAAAAAUGGAUCUCUCGGAAUAUAGCUUGAGCUUCACACGAUUAGAACAACAAAUUACCUAUAGUAUGACAUUCACCAUGACUGGAGCUCACCCAGGCUCUGGAGUAUAUGAACAAGGAGAAUUAUCAUGGGUGUCUGACAAGCACACUGUCACGAGUCCCAUCUACAUCGCAUUCUAG
This is a messenger RNA of Dioscorea cayenensis subsp. rotundata (Guinea yam), 2322 nucleotides long. Its product is annotated as subtilisin-like protease 4. The record is from RefSeq and is a predicted model, not a curated record. Gene Ontology annotation, biological process: proteolysis. The transcript has a single exon. Gene Ontology annotation, molecular function: serine-type endopeptidase activity. Lineage: Eukaryota; Viridiplantae; Streptophyta; Magnoliopsida; Dioscoreales; Dioscoreaceae. Bases 1 to 2322 code for a protein of 773 amino acids.